This is a messenger RNA of Colletotrichum phormii, 604 nucleotides long. RefSeq lists its product as uncharacterized. Bases 11 to 403 code for a protein of 130 amino acids. NCBI's taxonomy places the organism in Eukaryota, Fungi, Ascomycota, Sordariomycetes, Glomerellales, Glomerellaceae. The record is from RefSeq and is a predicted model, not a curated record. The transcript has a single exon.
GGAACGAGGGAUGUGGAUGUGGAUGUGGAUGUGGGUGUGCUGUCUGUGGAUGCUAGAUGCUAGAGGGCCAGGAUGCCGGAUGAUGGGUGCUGCAGCAAAGACAGUUGGAAAUCAGAAGUUGGGGGCGAGAAGUGAUGUAAGAAAUCUACCGAUCCCUCUCCCAGAACCAGAAAAGGCUGCAUGGUGGUUGGGCUGGGAGUCGCCAUUGUCAUUGUCAAGGACGGCGACGUCUUCGGACUGGCUUUUGCCUUUUUCCAGUCAACAUGCUGUUGUAUCCAUGCUUUCUGUGCCAGUAUCGGUGCGGCUUUCGUGCUACAGUCAGCUAGAAGUAGAAGCAUCAACCCAUCCACCACCACAACUCUACUGUACUGUGACCCAACACCUAUGGCUUGUGUAUCCAUGAACCGUAACCGCAUACCCACAGUAUCCGUACUAGGUUAUAAUACGAGCUAAAGAGCAAGAGCGGGGUCUUGGACUGCGGUAUCAGUAGAAGCGAGACGAGAACAGGAGGAGACCAGUCUUCGGUGGCAAGGCGCAAGCCACCCUCACUGACAGAAUACGCACGACACGCAAGACAAUGCAUGAGCAGCGCUGCGUAUGACCG